This is a messenger RNA of Hipposideros armiger (great roundleaf bat), 6005 nucleotides long. It is a transcript of the gene RCAN3, whose product is annotated as regulator of calcineurin 3. Gene Ontology annotation, cellular component: cytoplasm; nucleus. Bases 324 to 1049 code for a protein of 241 amino acids. Gene Ontology annotation, biological process: calcium-mediated signaling. Gene Ontology annotation, molecular function: calcium-dependent protein serine/threonine phosphatase regulator activity; nucleic acid binding. NCBI's taxonomy places the organism in Eukaryota, Metazoa, Chordata, Mammalia, Chiroptera, Hipposideridae. The record is from RefSeq and is a predicted model, not a curated record. The transcript is spliced from 6 exons.
CCCCGGUUCCCGCGCAGUCUAGUCCGGCCGCCCGGGCCUCUCCCUUGCCUUCCUGCCUGCCUUCCUGCCGCGGCCAAGAGCACAGCCUGGCCCAUACCUACCUUUCUGUCUGGCUUUGUCUCAUGUCACCACCCCAAAGACGGUACAUUCUCGCCACACCAGACCCCAUGAUCUUCCUGCAUGCUGAUCUGCCUUUGUCCAUGAACGGGAGGCUUUGCUUGGGAUGCACUCUAUUCUUUUCCUGCUGACAUUCUGCUCAUCCUUAGAUGCCUGGUAGACAUCUUAGACCUUUAAAAACGGAAAAGACCUGCUUUUAGGGGAUAAUGCUGAGGGACACUAUGAAAUCUUGGAAUGAUAGCCAGUCAGAUCUCUGUAGCAGUGACCAAGAAGAGGAAGAAGAGAUGAUUUUUGGUGAAAAUGAAGAUGAUUUGGAAGAGAUGAUGGAUUUAAGUGAUCUGCCUACCUCACUUUUUGCUUGCAGUGUCCAUGAAGCAGUAUUUGAGGUGCAAGAGCAGAAGGAGAGAUUUGAAGCACUUUUCACUAUCUAUGAUGACCAGGUUACAUUUCAGUUGUUUAAAAGCUUUAGAAGAGUCCGGAUAAAUUUUAGCAAACCUGAAGCAGCAGCAAGAGCGCGAAUAGAACUCCACGAAACAGACUUCAACGGGAAGAAGCUGAAGCUGUAUUUUGCACAGGUACAGAUGUCGAGUGAAACACAGGACAAAUCGUAUCUACUGCCGCCCCAGCCGACCAAACAGUUCCUCAUCUCCCCUCCAGCAUCUCCUCCAGUGGGGUGGAAGCAGGGUGAAGACGCAAUGCCUGUUAUAAAUUAUGAUUUACUAUGUGCUGUUUCCAAGUUGGGACCAGGGGAGAAAUAUGAACUUCAUGCAGGAACUGAGUCGACACCAAGCGUGGUGGUUCAUGUCUGUGAAAGUGAAACUGAAGAGGAAGAAGAAACAAAAAACCCCAAGCAGAAAAUUACCCAGACAAGGCGCCCUGAACCUCCCACCACAGCCCUGGGCGAGCCCCAGACCUUCGACUGUGCGCUGUGAGGCCUCUGGCUGUGGCGCGAGGCAGCUGCCAUGGUAGGCUUCAGUCAUGGAGACCCAUGUGCCCCCCUCUUCCUCCCCCCGCUGGUGCGUUGCUGCUAAGAGUGUAGGUGAGGUGAGGAGUGGAUGAGGCACAGGUGUGCCCCAAGCCUGCACUGUGGACAUGGCAGCGUAGAGGCUGAUGUUACCUGUUCAAAAUGUUAACUGAUAUUCUGAACAGCACUUUAAAUUCAAGGAUUAGCCCGAACGUGUGGCAUCUCUUGACCAUUUUCAAACAGUAGCAAAUUAGGAAAAUGGCUUCCUCCAGAAUGUUCAUUUCCCUGAUUCCGUGUAGCAUGGGGUACCCAAAAACUAAAGUCACCACAUGCAGUACCAUUUUUAUGAAUUUAAGAAAGUAGUCUUAAAAUUUGAAUGAUCUCGCGUGGGUAUUUUUGUACUAGUACAAUGGCUUCUAAUUAAUCUCUUGAUGAAAGGUGAAUUGUUAUUCAGUAUACAUGAAAUUUUUUUUGCACGAAAAGAAACCUAAAAUAGAAAAUAAUUCAUAGAGAAUCAUUUUUUGCAAGUAUUUUUUUCUUUAGCUUUGGGGAAGAAAUGCCAAACUCACUUUGACUGUCAGAAUCAAAUGGCACAAAUCUAUGUGCGUGUUGUUUUCUUACUUAGAAGUCAGAAGAAAGUGAUGCUUACACCACUGUCCUAGGGCGGCGUCUCUUCCCCGAGAAAGAGCUGCUACUUUGGGAGGGGGAUGUAUUGCAGUGAGCUUGACCAUGACUCAUGCGGCUGCCAUAACCUGCCGCUUGUGACCAUGUUCUAGCCUAUCGCAUAACAAGCUGUCUUCAGCCACCCGUUGAGUUUUUCUGCACCAUCCAUAUUUGUGUGUGUCAUUUGUAGACUUUAAAUUAGAAAGGUAAUGCUAAGAUUUCCUGAAGACCAUUUAAAAAUUGUCCAUUUAAACAUUUUUCAGCUUGCUUUGAAAGAAAAGUCAUACAUACUCCUUUUCUAUGAAUUGGGGAAAGAUGGGGGAGAUCCUUUAAUCAGACUUUGUCUAUUGGUGAAUUUUUUUACCCUGACUUAAAGUAGGCAUUUUCCCCUAAAACAGAAUUGUUUCUCACUUAGAUUUCAGAGUGUAUAAUUGAACCUCCUGAAGUAGAAGCAAGCAUCUUUUUUAACCCUUUGGGGUCUAGUCAGACUUUGAAGGCCUUUUUUAUAGGAAAGUCUCAUAAUUAAGAAUGCUUUGCUUUCAGUCGGGCAGCUCUGCUGACUGUCUGCUCACACUUCUGUUUUCUUUGUACGGCAAGUGUCCGGAACAUCUGGGAUGUAUAUGAAGACAUAGGAGUUUGGACUAACACACCACUGUUAGUGCCACCACAAAUAGAGAAAAAUCCCGAAAUUCAGGCCAUGGUGUCUGUACAUUUUUGGUAACAUGUUUUUGUGGUUUAGAUGUUCUUAUUCUGGUAGAAUUUAUUUCUGAGGACUUAAACUGUAUUGCGGGGGGAAAAAGUUUUGUAUAUUUUCCUUGCCCUGAAGUACCCUGAGGUGAUAAACUCUUCUUGAAUAUAUCUACCAAUGACUGCUAAGCCUCAAUGUAAAUUCAGUUAAAAUUUGUGACUCCAUAAGCACUUUACUCAAUUCAGAUCAUCAUUUGGCAAUUUAACUGAUAGCCACUAAAUUCAGCAUUUUGCCAGCUUUUAAUCUUAUCUGGUUGUACUAACUUAUUGCAGAUUGGACCCUGUAAGCCGGGAAAUCUAUUUAUUUUCAACAGUUGGGGAUUUUUAAAUUUCCUUUUACUUAGGUAACAUUUAUUCACUGUAAUUCUCUAAGUGAUCAAAAUCCAUGAUGUUUUCUUACUUGGCUUGACUUUCACCUCUACCUUGCAGUUAAAGAAUAUUCUAUCCGUAACAUAUAAAACUUUUUUUAAAAGUCAAGCAGUGCAAAUUACAUGAAUUUUUCUUGUUUUUUUUUUCCAAGAGCAUUGAAUAGAUUCAAGAAACACUUAAACCAAAAUUAAAUAUAUAUAAUAUUUAAUAUAUAAUUAGUUCAUAUAUAUUAAAUUUUUCUGAAUGGGGAACAUUAAUAUUUUCCUCCUCUCUAGUAUAUUUCCGUAAGAUGAACUCUAAAAGAAAAACCACUAAAUGCCCAUUAACUUUUUAAUAUUGUGAAAUCAGUCAGCAUCUCUACAAGUAUUAUGGUUUCUGUCCUUUUUUGGCUAUUUUAUAUCCAGCUCAUAUAACUGUUUUGUAAGAAAUGAGUCCUGUGUGUCUUCUUUUUUUUUAAGUUUCUUUUAAUAAGUUUACCUACAUUUUUUCUUCUUUGAUAUUGAGUUAUUGCUUAGAUUUAACUGAUAGUAUAGUAGCCAUGUUUUCUUCAGGAAUCAUAACCUCUUUUUGGGGAUCAAAUUAUUUAGACAACUGUGAGGAAAGAAAAUGAGUCUUUGUGUUGGGAGAAAACAUUUGUGAAGGAUGAGAAAACUAUUAACACUUAAUAAGGAUAGUCGGCAGAACCUAUGAUGCAUUGGCUCUUAUGUUCUAGGUUCUUUCAACAUAGCCGCCUGAUGAAACCAGAAAUAAAUUCAUUUAAAAAGUGGACUAGUGUGAGCAUCUUCUAGUUUAAGGUGCUAAGAAGCAGAAAUGAUAAGAACAGUUCCCUUGCCUUGAAGAGCUGAAAAUCAGGUGGAAAACAAACUAGUCUGUUCACCUCUGCUUCUCCAAAAUGUUAUAUACUGAUAUACUGAAACCUAUCAAUCAUUAAAAGCCAAAUAAAAGCUACUAGGAACUUUUAAGUUCAACAUAAAAGUUUACACAGAACAUUGUGGCUUGUGAGAUGUUUGAAUCAAAGAGACACUGGAAGAUAGAAAUCAGGCACAACGCUCAUUCUUUUAGAAAACAGUUGUUUUUGUUUCCCUUUCACAUGAAUUCCAUCUUUUCAAAAUGUUGUGCUGUAAAGUGAAAAGAUUUGAUUUCUCAGACUCUCAAUGACAACGCUGACGGUGACUUUGGAAAUCAUAUAGUCUGUCUAAUCCUCGUGUCACACAGAUUAGAAAGCUGAGGGAUGUGACUUGCUUCAGAGCCACAGAAAGGCAGCCCGGGGACUAGAGUUGGCAUUCCCAAACCCAGGCUAGUGCUUUUUCUUCUUUUUCUUGCAUUAGCCUCUUAAAGAUACUCAGAGGCAGUAAAUCCCUGUCAUAAGAAAACAAAACAAGCAAACGUGGGGGGGCGGCUUUUUCUCCUUAUUGGAUGCAAUGAAUAAGAAAAAUCUUAGGUGAUGAAGUCAGUGACUUAGUAAUUUUAAUUAAUGAACUUGAUGUUCGCUAUUUUGUGUUUUUGUUGUAUUGAACCAUUGGGAUUGGAAUCUACUUAAAUAGUGGGAUCUUGGUAGCCAGCAGUUACUUUGAGAUUUUAUGUUGGCUUGCCUAGAUUUUAAUAAUAAUGAAUUAGUAUAGAUAGUCAUACUUGAUGUGUGACUCUAACAAAGCAGAAUGAGAGAUAAUAUGAUUUGGAAAUACUUUGCAGUAGGAUGGCACUCUCAGUGCUAGUCAAACGGAGUCCUGUUAAAGAUUGAAGACUGUGCUUCGUAUUUUUAUACGGACUCUUAACAGACCAUGGGUUUAUUUGUAAAAGGGAAACUCUCAAACAUAAUUAAGCAAUGGAAAAAUGUAUGAAAUUCUUUGGUGCAUCAGGUUCAGUGUCUGCUGGAUGUCCCCUUUUCUCCAGAGUUCUGUACUGCAAACUUAUUACACAGCUGAACUUGGUCAGUCUUCCUUUUCCCGCUUACUGGGCUCCUUUUUGCACAUUUGCAUGGACCUCUUCCUGUACAAAAGGAAACAAAUUACGUGUGAGAAUGUGCCAAUAGAAAGGAGCCAAAGACAGGGAAAGGGGCAAAGAGUUGCCUCCUAGCUGGGGAGCUAAGUCCUUGUUGUAGACACUCACCUUUUAGACAGUUAAAUGUUUGAAGAGUAAGGUUGAUGACCCUUGUCCAACAAUUUGAUAAAUGCUCAGUUGUUUCCUAACUCCUCUUGGACUGUGGGUCAGCCGGAUCGUCUUCCAUGGAACGCCGUUGUUUUCUCUAGCCAUGAAUCAGGGGAAAAUGUUAAUAAUUUGGAGUGUUAUUAUUAUUACCAAAUAUACAAGCAACCAAAAAUUGCAACAACUACUAGGUUCACUGACCGAAAAGGUUUAUAAAAAUGGUCAUGUUCAAAACAACUCUCCAGCCAAGGUUAAGAAGAAUAACCUUGAACUGAGUCAAAGUAUCUCUGCCCAUUUACACAAGGGUCUCUUGUAAACCUACAUUUCCUUUCAAAACAAAAUCAUGUCCUAUAAACACACAGCUUUGACUGAAUGUUCAUUCUUGUCAUAAUGGAAGAUUUAUAUCUAUGCAGAUAAUAUGUGUUUUUCCGUAUUGUUUCCUAUUUAGUCCUCAAUCUCCCUAACUCAAAUUGGGGACUGAGGAGAGAUAAAGGUGGCUAAUCCUAUUGUGCCAUACACUUCCAGCUGUUUCUCAGCCCCAAGUGGGGCCCCAGUGAGUACUGAUUUACAUUUCUGCUGUUUUGUGCAAAUCCUCCAAGUUCAAGUUUCUCCAUCGGUCUAUCUUAAUUGAACCCAGGAGUUGAAUUUAUUAUUUUGUCUGAACAUGUUUGUGAUCUUGUGUUAUAUUUUGGGGCAUGUUACCUUUCUGGGACUAUAAACUAUAGUGAUUAUAUUCAUUGUACUUCAAAAAAACUGGUCAGUAAUUUAUAUAUAUAUAUGUAUUCCAUAUGUCAGUGUGCUUGAAGUGACAGUACAUAGUUUGUAGUAGUUUGUUACUUGCCAACUUUGGCUAUCCUGUAUUUUGAGGACAUUUAAACAUUCCUUAUCCUAUCAAGGUGACAAAAGCAGAAUGUAAUUUUUUUGGAGUCUUCGUGAUUAAUUGUAACAAAUUUUGUUUUUCAAGCUAAUGAAAAUAAAGUUAGUGUUUUUUUUUAAUCAG